Frieseomelitta varia is the source of this 551-nucleotide messenger RNA. RefSeq names its product probable NADH dehydrogenase [ubiquinone] 1 alpha subcomplex subunit 12 (gene ND-B17.2). Gene Ontology annotation, biological process: mitochondrial respiratory chain complex I assembly; response to oxidative stress. The record is from RefSeq and is a predicted model, not a curated record. The transcript is spliced from 3 exons. The coding region runs from base 52 to 471 and encodes 139 amino acids. NCBI's taxonomy places the organism in Eukaryota, Metazoa, Arthropoda, Insecta, Hymenoptera, Apidae. Gene Ontology annotation, cellular component: membrane.
CUUAAAGUAACCCAUCCAUGAAAUUUGUAUAGUUAAGGUUGUGUAAUAAACAUGGCGAAGUAUCUGGGAAUAGAUAGAAUUUAUAAUUUUUGGCGUACAAUAAAAGCAAGCGGUGGUAUUUUAAAUUCUUUGCGUCUUACAUUCAGAGUGGAUGAACUAAGAGAUGGUACCUUAGUUGGCGUAGAUAAAUAUGGAAACAAAUAUUAUGAGAAUAAUGAAUACAUUUUUAGUCGUAAUAGGUGGGUAAUAUAUUCUGAAAAAGUUUAUUUGGAUUACGAUGGUUCUCAAGUCCCAGCAGAAUGGUAUGGAUGGUUACAUUAUAAAACAGAUUUAAUCCCUACCAAGGAUCCCAGUCGACCAAAACACAAGUGGAUAGCAGAUCACAAACCAAAUUUAAGUGGUACUAAUGAAGCUUACAUACCUUAUACUACUACAAAACCAAAAAUUAUACCAUGGAAACCACCACAAUAAUAUACUUUUAGUACAUUGUAUUAUAUAUAGUUGUGUAGAAUAAUUAUAAUAAAGAUAACAUGUAAUUAAGUGUAAUUAAA